This is a messenger RNA of Ruditapes philippinarum (Manila clam), 2957 nucleotides long. Its product is annotated as sphingosine-1-phosphate lyase 1-like. The annotation marks the transcript as partial. The transcript is spliced from 9 exons. Gene Ontology annotation, cellular component: endoplasmic reticulum. Gene Ontology annotation, biological process: carboxylic acid metabolic process; sphingolipid catabolic process. The record is from RefSeq and is a predicted model, not a curated record. NCBI's taxonomy places the organism in Eukaryota, Metazoa, Mollusca, Bivalvia, Venerida, Veneridae. Gene Ontology annotation, molecular function: pyridoxal phosphate binding; sphinganine-1-phosphate aldolase activity.
CAUUACACAGAUAGGGGGACUGGACACACUCUUGUUCAAAGGCGAUUCUUCCGAGGGAGCAGAUUUGAUGCUGUAUUUGAUAAAAAAGGAAAUAUAUAUAAUGCCAAGCUCUCUAAAACAGAUUGCUAUGAUGGUCUUUAUUUGUUUGUUGUGAGGUUUAAUGCUAUUUUACACUUAUAUUUAAACAGGAUUGUUCCAGUUACAGUACAUGCUGCAUUUGAUAAGGCAGCUGAAUUUUUCCACAUGAAAAUCACACAUAUACCAGUGGAUCCUGUUACGUGUAAAGUUGAUAUCAGAAAAAUGAAGAGAGCUAUUAAUGGAAGCACAUGCAUGUUGGUUGGCUCUGCUCCCCAGUUUCCACAUGGAUCCAUUGACCCAAUAGAAGAGAUAGCAGCUCUUGGGCGUAAGUACAAUAUUCCAGUACAUACAGAUUGUUGUUUGGGAGGCUUCCUGGUUCCCUUUAUGGAGAAAGCUGGUUUCUCUGUACCAAAAGUUGACUUUCGGGUACCAGGAGUUACUAGUAUAUCUGCAGAUACCCAUAAGUACGGGUUUGCUCCAAAAGGUUCGUCUGUCAUACUCUACAGUGAUAAAGAAUACAGAAAGUACCAGUUCUUUGUCCAGCCAGAUUGGCCCGGUGGUAUUUACGCCUCACCAACUCUAGCAGGCAGCAGAUCUGGAGCUGUUAUUGCAUCAUGUUGGGCAGCUAUGAUGUACUUUGGGCAGGACGGGUAUGUACAGAGCACUAGGAAGAUUGUGUCAACAGCAAGAUAUAUUGCACAAGAAUUGAGCAAAAUAAAUGGUAUAUACGUUCUUGGUGAUCCUCAAGUGUCGGUGGUAGCUAUAGCAUCACAUGACUUCAAUAUCUUCCGGUUGUCAGAUGCCCUAGCUGAUACAGGCUUCAGUCUUAACCCACUCCAGUUUCCAUCUAGUAUACAUCUGUGUUGUACAUUGUUACACACUCACCCUGGUGCUGCCGAUAACUUUAUUAAAGAAGUUAAAAAAGCUGUCACUGAAAUCAUGAAGGACCCAAAAGCAAAAUGUGGUGGAAUUGGAGCUAUAUAUGGUAUGGCUCAGUCAAUCCCAGAUCGCUCAAUGGUAUCGGAGAUUGCCGGUCUCUUCCUGGAUGCAUGUUACAGUACCAAAGAUCCUGAACCUGACAAACCUGAUAAAGCCAAUGGUAAAACAAAUGGCAAAGUUGGCAAAGCCAACGGCAAACACUGAUUGUGUAUCUAUAUAUAGCAUUCUCUUACUAAGGUGCUUCAUUAAGGACAGAGAUUAUAUAGGGGAACUAGAGGUUGAGAGAAAGAAAUAAUGAUGUAUAAUUUAGUAAUAUACAAAAAAAUGACUUUUAUUUUCUAUUAUCUAUUUUCUCUUGUAGAAAAUUUAUUUUAAUAGUGUUAGAAUUGCAUUACAAUAUUGCUUUUGAUGUUAUUUUUGUAUUUUAGGUCUUAAAGAAAACUUUUGAAACUUGCAUAACGUUUCUCUUAUAAUUGGAAAUAUUUGCAGUUUAUUCAUUAUGUGUCAAGUUAUUGUAUUUUUUUUAAUUAUUGAUUAUGUCAUAUGAUUUUUGUGGAGAGAAAAAACCUACAAGGACUUUUUUUAUUGUAAAUUAAUGAUAUUAUGAAUGUAUAUGUAAAUGUCACUUCAUAUAUUCUUUUUUUUCCGCAAAAAUCAGAAGCACCUGGGUUUAAUGUUUAUAAUGCUUUCCAAAUAGAGACCAGAUAUCAUGUGAUCUGAUGUCAUGUGAUCAGACAUCAUGUGACCUGAUAUCAUGUGAUCAGACAUCAUGUGACCUGAUAUGAUGUGAUCAGACAUCAUGUGACCUGAUAUGAUGUGAUCAGACAUCAUGUGACCUGAUAUCAUGUGAUCAGAUAUCAUGUGACCUGAUAUGAUGUGAUCAGACAUCAUGUGACCUGAUAUGAUGUGAUCAGACAUCAUGUGACCUGAUAUGAUGUGAUCAGACAUCAUGUGACCUGAUAUGAUGUGAUCAGAUAUCAUGUGACCUGAUAUCAUGUGAUCAGACAGCAUGUGACCUGAUAUCAUGUGAUCAGACAUCAUGUGACCUGAUAUCAUGUGAUCAGACACCAUGUGACCAGAUAUCAUGUGACCUGAUAUCAUGUGAUCAGACAUCAUGUGACCUGAUAUUAUGUGACCAGCCAUUUGACAUUGUAAAGCAAACUGUGAUUGUUGAAUGGACCAAUUGUUGAAUGGACUUGAAAACAAGACAGCUACAGCAUUUUAUUACAACAGUCAACUAUGAAUUAUAAUGGUUAUGAUUUAUCAGUUUUUACUUUAUAUAAUUUAUUAACAAUUAGGCCUUUUUGCUUUUGUAAUAGUUGUCAGCUUUCAAGAAUUUUUUUUUUGCAUAUUUUUAUUAAAUUUAUAGCAAUAAAAUUUAAAUACAAGUAAUAAACUUGACAUUGUGUUAACAGUUCAUUCUGUAUAUCAGUUUGAUCUAUUGGAGCAUUCUUAUAAACACUUAAAAGGAGUAACUUUUCAAAAUAUCUUAUUUAGGAUUUUACAUAACAACAAAAUAAUAAAGUUGCAUAUGGGAAGCAUUUAAUUUUAUAUAUGGUACUGUUCAUCAGACAGUCAAAAGUUUGGAAGGUAGCAUUUUGUAUAAGAACAGUGAUAGUUUGCUACAUAUAGCCUGAACUGUCUUGUUUUUAAGUUUUUAGAUUUUAGCACACUUGUACUUAGUUUAUGUGUUUAAAUAUUUGUUAUAAUUUUAUUGAAAUGAUUGUAUUUAUUCUCUGGAGACAGAAUUUGGAAAUUUCUAAAAAUAGAAGAUGAAUUACAUGACCAAUGUUGAUCAAACUUCUUAUGAUUAAUUAUUUAGUACUCAUUCACAGUUUUAUAUUAAUAUCUUCUGUACAUUUUUUCGUUUAAGUGCCCAAGUUGAUGUAUGUAAGAAAUUCAAAUUGUAUGUGUCUAUACAUUUGGAACCUCAGUGUAGU